Messenger RNA from Toxotes jaculatrix (banded archerfish), 1784 nucleotides. It is a transcript of the gene wipi2, whose product is annotated as WD repeat domain, phosphoinositide interacting 2. Gene Ontology annotation, biological process: autophagy of mitochondrion; protein localization to phagophore assembly site; nucleophagy. The record is from RefSeq and is a predicted model, not a curated record. The coding region runs from base 150 to 1433 and encodes 427 amino acids. Gene Ontology annotation, cellular component: cytosol; phagophore assembly site membrane; extrinsic component of membrane. Gene Ontology annotation, molecular function: phosphatidylinositol-3-phosphate binding; phosphatidylinositol-3,5-bisphosphate binding; protein binding. NCBI's taxonomy places the organism in Eukaryota, Metazoa, Chordata, Actinopteri, Toxotidae. The transcript is spliced from 12 exons.
CCUCUAUGAAAAACAACAACAAUCACUACAGCAGGGCCAGGGAAAAGAGAUGGCUCUGUGAAGCUCCACACUUCUGGUCCUCAUCACAGAUAUAAUCCCAGCCGUGCUGCUGCUAUUUCUACCGGAGCUUUGUCGAUGGUGCCGAGCCCAUGAACUUGGCUAGUCAAAGUGGGGAUGCUGGCGGUAGCCAGCUCCUCUUCGCCAACUUUAACCAGGACAACACGUCCUUAGCUGUUGGCACCAAAUCAGGAUACAAGUUUUUCUCCCUGUCCUCUGUGGACAAAUUGGAGCAGAUAUAUGAAUGUACGGACACGGAGGAUGUGUGUAUUGUGGAGCGUCUGUUCUCCAGCAGCCUGGUGGCUAUCGUCAGCCUGAAGGCCCCCAGGAAGCUCAAAGUCUGUCACUUCAAGAAGGGAACUGAGAUCUGCAACUACUCCUAUUCCAACACCAUACUGGCUGUCAAACUCAACAGACAGAGGCUGAUAGUGUGUCUUGAGGAGUCGCUCUACAUUCACAACAUCCGAGACAUGAAAGUGCUGCACACCAUCAGAGAGACUCCGCCCAACCCCUCAGGAUUGUGUGCCCUUUCCAUCAGCAAUGACAACUGUUACCUGGCGUACCCAGGCAGUGCGACGAUAGGAGAAGUUCAAGUGUUUGACACAGUGAACCUGCGAGCGGCUAAUAUGAUUCCAGCCCACGACAGCCCAUUAGCGGCUCUGGCUUUCGAUGCCAGUGGAACCAAACUGGCCACAGCCUCAGAGAAGGGCACAGUUAUUCGUGUCUUCUCAAUCCCAGAGGGACAGAAGCUCUUUGAAUUUCGGCGAGGAGUCAAGAGGUGUGUGAGCAUUUGUUCAUUGGCGUUCAGUAUGGAAGGCCUGUACCUGUCAGCCUCCAGCAACACAGAGACAGUCCACAUCUUCAAAUUAGAAACACAGAAGGAGAAGUAUGUGCCUGCGGAGGAACCCACCACUUGGGGAGGUUAUCUGGGCAAGGUCCUGAUGGCGUCCACCACCUACCUGCCUUCCCAGGUCACGGAGAUGUUCACGCAGGGGCGAGCCUUCGCCACCGUCCGUCUGCCCUUCUGUGGACACAAGAACAUCUGCGCCUUAGCUGUGAUUCAGAAGAUUCCCAGGUUGUUGGUUGCAGCGGCUGAUGGUUACCUGUAUCUGUAUAACCUGGAUCCACAAGAAGGAGGGGAAUGCACACUUAUGAAGCAGCACAGGUUAGAUGGCAGUGCUGAACCACCCAACGAGAUCCUUGAGCAGGGCCCACAUGACCGCCCACUUGUGGCCCAAACCUACAGUGCUGCUGUCACUAAAGGUUAUUGUGAAGAGCAGGGCGCUGUGGGAGGAGCAGGCCUUGAAGAUGACCUCAAUGACUUGCGCUUAGAGGAAGAGAACGAGCAACCGCCACUCAUCCUUGAAACUGACUGACUUUUCGAACAGCUGUACCCACCAAUCAGAGGGCUCCUCUGGUGCUGCUAUGAACAUGUGACACAAGGGGGGCAGGGGCAGGAUCAAAGACGAGGGGGGGGGGGGGUGUAUUUUAAACGCUCAGAGCGUUCAAGAGCCUGUCUGUCUGUGCGUUUGUCUGUUCACAUCCAUGUCUGUCUUUUUCUUUCCCUCCUCCGCUUCCUUUCCCCUCAGUUUCGUCUGCGCAGGCCAAACUGAAGCUUUGCAUGUACAUGUGCCAACCGCUAAAAACAUGCUCCAAUGUGAAAACGAGUAUCUGCGUGUGUGCGUAUUGGACAUUUGAUCGAAAAAAACAAAAAAAAAACAAACAAA